This is a messenger RNA of Camponotus floridanus (Florida carpenter ant), 2824 nucleotides long. RefSeq names its product RCC1 and BTB domain-containing protein 1. Gene Ontology annotation, molecular function: protein binding. The transcript has 16 exons. Bases 104 to 2758 code for a protein of 884 amino acids. The record is from RefSeq and is a predicted model, not a curated record. NCBI's taxonomy places the organism in Eukaryota, Metazoa, Arthropoda, Insecta, Hymenoptera, Formicidae.
CAGAAAUUUUUUAACGGACGAUAAGAACGAUAAGGACUUGUUAAAUAAAGAUAGAAAUCUUAGAUCUAUAAGUCUUUAGAUCUAUAAGUUUUCCUCAAUCAAAAUGGAUCGAAUCGAAACGGUGGAUGUUCCUAAUGAAAUCUUUGAAGUGUCAUCAACCAGUAGCGAGGAAAUCGAAGAAAUACAAGAAGAGAUAAAUGACAAAUUAAUAAGAAAAUUUCAAACUAAUUAUGUAAAGUACAAAUAUCUGUUAAACUUCAAGAGAUGGCCAAUCUUUGAAUUUUUAGAACUGGAAUUCAUUUUACAAAUUCGUAUGGCUAUGAUAUUUUAUGGUGAGGCAAUUUUAAUUGUAACGAGAGAUAAAAUGGUAUAUGGCUUUGGUAAUAAUAUAAAUAAAUGCUUAGGAAUAGAAAACAACAUUGUUGCAUUGCAGCCAGAAAAAGUACAAGUCUUAUGUGGGAAAAAUAUAAAAAAAUUUGUUUAUAGAGAGAAGGGACCUCAGAUGUUUGCACUUACAGAAGAGGGAGAAGUGUAUUCCUGGGGUAAUGCUGAAAAACCUGGAUUGGGACACACAUUUAAUUUGUACGAGGAUCAUGCCAGGAAAGUGAGAAUACCUACUCAAAUAAGUCUAUUAAGUAAAAAAUGCAUUACAGACAUUAAAUGCAGUGAUCAUCAUACUCUUGCUCUUACCAAUGAUGGAGAGGUAUAUAUUUGGGGGAUUACAAAUAGAAAUAUAAAGGGGAUUUUAAAUAAAAACAUAGGAUUAUAUUUCUCUCAAGAUACACCAAAGCAAGUAGAUUUUAAUGGCAAGAAAAUUGUUCAAAUUGCUUGUGGCAAUUACUUCAAUAUGGUUCUCUCUGAUGAAAAUAAAGUAUACAGUUGGGGCAAUAAUAUCUCUGGUGAUGUGUUGAGAAAUAAUAUUUCCAUCACAUUGCAUCAACUUGAUCGUGAAUUAAAUCCACAUCAAAUUGAGUUCUCAGAGGAAAAAGCAAUUAAACUAGUUUGUUGUGGAAAUACAUAUACAUUAGCACUCACAAUCGAAGGGGAAGUCUAUGGCUGGGGUAAUAAUGAUUAUAUACAAGGCUUAGAUAAGGAGGACUCGAAUUUGAAUUAUCCUACUUUGUUAGAUAUGCCAGAAAAAGUAUUGGAUAUUGCCAUUGCACAAGAUAGUAAAAGUAAUAUUAUCCUUGGUAAAAGUGGAUGUAUCUAUUUGUUGGGAAAGAAGGUAUAUUUUGGUCAGAAGUGUUCUUGUCCGACUAUUACAUCAUUUUUGAACAUGAGUGAAGCUUUAAUGUUUGUUAACAUGCCGCUGACUGUAUUUGCGGAUGAUGAUUUUAAAUACAUGGAUGAAGAGAUAGAUGUAUUAAAAUGCUGGGAAACUUUAUUCGACAAUCCUGUAUAUGCAUGGUAUUAUAAGUUAGAGUCUAUAUUUAACGUAAGAUAUGCUAAGAUCCUAACUAAACCUAUUAAACUUGAAUUAAAAAAGAAACAUAUUAUAGAUAUUGCUUGCAAUGAAGCAGAUUUUCUCGUUCUUACUGAUGAUGGAAAAGUAUAUAUAUAUAGUCGGUUUGAUAUCGUAUACCUUCAUCCAUUACGGUUAGCAUUUUCUUCGGAGUCAGAAUCAGAAUCGAUAAAGACAUCCUCUUCCUCAGAGACACAAAUUCCUUACAUACAGGAAGAAAAUUUUGAUAAAAAUAAGAUCAUUUGCAUCGCUUGUGGCGCGUCUUUCAUUAUGGCUAUUACUGAUAUGGGUGAAAUAUACUACAUUAGGGAUCUUCAUUUGAGGGAUUUUCCUUGCAGUAAUUCUAUGCUGAAUGACAAUUCAAGUAAUAGAGUUUAUGAUUUUUGUGAACGUAAGCGAUUUAUAGAAAAGCGCACUGAGCUCUCAAAUGUAGUAAUAGUUAAAGUAGUCUGUGGACGUGCACAUGCAUUAGCACUUUCGAAUGAAGGACAGGUCUAUAUCUUCAAAAAUAAUUGUUUUAACUUGUUGAACAUACCGGAAUUGCAAAAGAUAUUGGACAUUGCUGCAGUAUAUCACAGCGACAGAAGUGCCAUUCUUGGAGAUAAUGGACAUAUCUAUGUAUGGGGCAAUUAUUUUGGCUGCGAUAUAAAAUCUCCGAUUGUUACUCAGUUUUCGACCAUGCAAGAAGCGCUUAGGCAUAAUAUAAUUGACGCAUAUCCGAUAAUUUUAUCUAUGAAUGAACUUGGAUACAUAGAUGUACAAUCAAAUAUCCUGGAAUGCUCUCAAACUUUAUUCGACGAUCCUUCGACAAGUGAUUUUACAAUACAGGUGAAGAAUCAUUCUAUUUACGUUCAUAAAGCUAUUCUGCGUAGUCGUAGUGAAUAUUUCGAGUCAAUGUUCCGUAAUUUUAAAGAAAAAGAUCAGAGUAUUUUGACGCUGCCUUCCGUAUAUUCCUAUACCGCGUAUAAAGCCUUUCUAAAAUACUUGUAUACUGGAGUGAUCGAUCUACCUAUGCAUAAAUUAUUAAAGUUGUUCAAAUUAGCUAUGAUGUUGUGUGACACUAAGCUUAUAAGUAGUUGUAUACGAGAAAUAAAACGAAAAGUCACUCUAGCAAAUAUAAUCUUUGUUUACAGUACUGCAAUGGAAUAUAAUAAUGAGAAUUUAAAGAAAUUUUCAAUCAAAUUUGCUGUGAAUUACAUGUUGUCUACAACACAGAUAGAAUCUGACAAAGAAAUAGACGAAAAUAUUUUAGAAAGUUUUAAAAAGGAAAUAGCAAAUGCUAAGAGUGCUUCUUGAUUUAUAAGUUAAGAGUUCCUGUGAAUUUAAAUGCAGUAGAAUGAAACUAGAACAUUCUUGUUCUUA